CCCUUUUAAAAUGGACUAUUUUUAGUUAUAAUAUUCGACAAUUGACAUGUAACAUUUAAUAUAUGAUGAUAUAUGAUAAUCGACAAAAUAGUGUUGCUAAUGACUACAUCAGCAUAAUCUUCACUGCGACUAACGUUUGCAAAAAUAGACCACAAUUACGUAUGUGCUUAAUUAAAUUUUGCCUACCUAACAAGUUUUUUUUUUUCUAUUUAAAUUACCCAAGAACUGGCUUUUGGGUUUCUCAAAUCAUUCAUGACCCAUGCCAUAAAAUUUAAAUAUGCUGUAUUAUUUACAUGCUGAUUCAAAAUAAACUGACUAUUAUCCUCUUGUUGUUUGGCAAACAAUUUGACUUAUUUUAUUUCGUUAAACUCAUUAGAUCUCAAUCUCAUACUGCUUGAAUAUGUCAAUCUACGCUUCAUGAAUUAAAGCUUAUACUACUUUAUAAUAUUAUUCAACUUAUUCUUAUUAGUAGAUUGAAGAAUUCACAAAAGCAUCCAUAUGAUUCACCGCCACAACAUAUAACCUAAACCUAGAUCAUUUUUAAGUGUUCCCAAGAAUACUAAACUAUUUACAUGAUCAACUUGUUGAUAUGAAUAUUGCGUGAAUUUUAUUUAAUUCAAGAAAGGGAGGCUGCCUGAAAGAAUUGAAUCCAAUAAAAUGAAUGUGUGCCACGUGGAAUUCUUACCCUGAUAUUAUUUUUUAAAUUACUAUUCGCGGUGGAUAUGAUUGGGGAAACUUCAAACUAUGCAUUGGCCUAUUUAAGAAAAUUUCAACACACAAACCUAACACUUUAAAGUUAACUACUACUAUUGCAUUUGCAUGCUAAUUUAAAUGCUUCUUAACUACACAUUGAUCUCCUUGGGAUUUGGUAAAAAGCCGAAAAUAUUGCCAGUGAACAGAAAACCAUGACUAUUCAUGACUAUCAAUGGAAGAUAAAAGACAUAAGAAACAAUUUUACAUGUAAAUAACACCAUAAAUGCAUUGGUUCAACUUCAAUUCGGUUCGUAAUCAGAAAAAAAUAAAUUAUAAUCAAAACUAGAUACUGCACUCCCUGAUUUUUUAAUAAAUCAAAGAUUUUGGUACAUUUUUACUGUAAUUUUGCCUUACAUCAAUGUAAUUAAUUAUUCUUAUUUUUCUCUAGUAGACCUCUUUGGAAAACGUUAAUUGUAGUCUACACAAGAAACAAAACAGUACACCACUUAAGAAUAAAAUAAAGAAAAAGAAUCUUAAAGAAUGAAGAAAAAGAAUUAACUAUAAUUAAUUAAACCUUGACCGUCCCUUUUAAUCAUCCAACGGCUAACGCUUCUCGUGACCAAAGAGUUAAAAAAAAUCCCAGAAAUUCAUAUAAAUAUUGUGGCAUUUUGCGCGUUUUCUCAUUUUAUUUUUAAUUUUCUGAGUUUCACGAAUCCAAAAAAGAAAAAAAAAAGCAAAGAACUUUAAUUUUCAUUCGAAUCAUUCCCGAUCCUUUUUCUGGGCUCAUCAUCUUCCCCCAAAAAUCCAGUCUUUUUAGAAGAGAAAGUUGGUAAAAGAAACCCAUUUGAAUAUAUGGUUAAUCCCAACCCAAAGUCUCAACCUUUAAUCCCCAAAUCUGGAAUAAAGUUUUCUACUUUUAGUAAAAAUUAGUUCCCUCUUCAAGUUGCAGAGAUUAGCAAGUGAAAGAGAUGGUGUCACAUGAAGAGAACACAAGUAUUGUGGAAUGGUUUCUUGGUCCUAAUCCAUUCACGUAUCCUCCUUAUGGAGUUGAGAUGAUUCAUGACGAAGAAGAAGCUUAUCAUCAUCAUCAUCAUCAGACUGGUGAGUAUUACAGAGAGUAUGAAGAAGAUCAUCGUAGUAGCAGCGAUGUAGAUAAUGAUGAGAUCAUUGCUAGAACUCUCCAAGACGAUUUUUUGCAGCUUCAAAUCGCAGAGGAAAAUAAUAACGGUUAUGCGCAACAGCAACAACAACAACAUCAAGAAGGUUAUACUAACAACUAUAACAAUAACAAUAACGAAUAUGGCUGGAACGAGCAACCAGCUUUGGAGUACUCUUCAGAAUGGGUAGGGAAUGAUAAUGAUCAAGGCUGUGAUUCGCCAAAUAUAUUUUCUUGUUCAAGCCCGAGUGAUACGGAUGAGUAUGUGUACUCGUGGGAGUCAGAUCAGUGUGAGGCUGAUGGUGAAUUUGGGAGGAGGUUGAAUCAAAUGGUCCCUAUUCCUUAUGUACCGAAAAUAAAUGGAGAGAUACCUCCUGAAGAAGAAGCAGUUUCAGAUCAUGAAAGACUUCGGAAUAGGUUAGAGUUGUUUGACUUUGCUGAGGUCAGAGUUCCCGGGGAUGGUAAUUGCCAGUUUCGUGCUUUAGCUGAUCAACUAUACAAAACCGCCGAUCGUCACAAAUAUGUUAGACGACAAAUAGUCAAGCAGCUCAAAGCUAGUCCAGAGUCUUAUGAAGGAUAUGUGCCUAUGAAGUUCUCUGAUUAUCUAAGGAAGAUGUCUCGGAGCGGCGAGUGGGGAGAUCAUGUUACAUUACAGGCAGCUGCAGAUGUGUAUCGGGUGAAGAUAGUAGUGCUAACAUCAUUCAAGAAUACAUGUUAUAUCGAAAUUCUUCCUACCUCUCAAGAAUCCAAAGGAGUAAUUUUCUUGAGCUUCUGGGCAGAGGUUCAUUACAACUCCAUCUACUUGAACAGAGAUACAUCUACAACAGAACUACAGAGGAGGAAAAAGUGGUGGCGUUUUGGAAACUAGAUAGAUUAUGGCAUCAUCAUCACUGGCUAUAUUAAUAUUUAUUGACUUGAGAGUGAGAGUGAAGAGAGAGAAUGAACAAAGCUCAUAGCUUCAAAGUCUUACAAUAAUGUUAACUUUCUUUUUUAAAAGAAAGGGUUCAAUGUUAACAAAUUUAAAUAAUAAAAAACUCAACAUUUUUGUCUUCUGAAAGCAAAUGUAGUUUCUAAUUCAUUAAAGUUCUCA
Molecule: messenger RNA, 2939 nt
Organism: Brassica rapa (field mustard)
Lineage: Eukaryota; Viridiplantae; Streptophyta; Magnoliopsida; Brassicales; Brassicaceae
Product: OVARIAN TUMOR DOMAIN-containing deubiquitinating enzyme 10
Biological process (GO): protein deubiquitination
Molecular function (GO): cysteine-type deubiquitinase activity
Source: RefSeq, a predicted model, not a curated record